Carlito syrichta (Philippine tarsier) is the source of this 532-nucleotide messenger RNA. Its product is annotated as protein FRG1. The transcript is spliced from 5 exons. Gene Ontology annotation, molecular function: actin filament binding. The record is from RefSeq and is a predicted model, not a curated record. NCBI's taxonomy places the organism in Eukaryota, Metazoa, Chordata, Mammalia, Primates, Tarsiidae. The annotation marks the transcript as partial. Gene Ontology annotation, cellular component: catalytic step 2 spliceosome; nucleolus; striated muscle dense body.
AGAAUUGCCCUGAAAUCUGGCUAUGGAAAAUAUCUUGGUAUAAAUUCAGAUGGACUUGUUGUUGGGCGUUCAGAUGCAAUUGGGCCAAGAGAACAAUGGGAACCUGUCUUUCAAGAUGGGAAAAUGGCUUUAUUGGCCUCAAACAGCUGCUUUAUUAGAUGCAAUGAUGCAGGUGAUAUAGAAGCAAAAAGUAAAACCGCAGGAGAAGAAGAAAUGAUAAAGAUUAGGUCCUGUGCUGAAAGAGAAACCAAGAAAAAAGAUGACAUUCCAGAAGAAGACAAAGGAAAUGUAAAACAAUGUGAAGUUAAUUAUGUAAAAAAAUUUCAGAGCUUCCAAGACCACAAACUUAAAAUAAGUAAAGAAGACAGUAAAAUUCUUAAAAAGGCUCGGAAAGAUGGAUUUUUGCAUGAGACACUUCUGGACAGGAGAGCCAAACUGAAAGCUGAUAGAUACUGCAAAUGACCAGGAUUUUUGUUUCUGCCUUAUCUUUUUGUUUUUUUCUGAAUAAAAUAGUCAGUGGCAGUACAUAUAC